AUGACAAUGCGCACCGCGUGUCUGACAGAAGAGGGGGAGGAGGAGGAGAGGGGGUACAACAAGGAAGGCAAGGAGACGCUCUUUAUUAUUAGGAGAAAAAAGCGGAGAGGAGGGGGGAGACGGAGACAGCGCGAGCCCGGAGACGGCACAGACCGUGGCGGGGGGGAUCGGAGAGAGGAGGACACCGACACCGACAGUCGGCAGCGUCGCUCGGAUGCUGUUGUUGCUCCGGACGCGGCGACGAUGCGGCCACACUGCUGGGUGAUGGUAGCGCUGGCGGGGAUCAUGUCGUACCUGAGCCCGGAGAGAGCGCUCGGAGCCCCGCAGAGGGAAGUCUCUCAGACAAGGGCUGCAUCCCUCUCUCCUCCACCUUACAUCGUCAUCCUCAUCUCCUGCUCAGGGCUCGUCUCUUUUGUCCUGCUGCUCUUGACCUGUCUGUGCUGUAAGAGAGGAGGAGUGGGGUUCAAUGAGUUUGACAAUGCAGACGGGGAGGAGUGCUCCGGAGGUUCUAGUCCCAUCCAGGAGGACAGCCUGUCAUCAUGUCCUUCACUCCCUGAGGUCUACACCCUGCCAGUCAGAGACAGGUCCAACUGCCCCUCCCUGCAGGAUGGAGCAGACUCCAAGUCCCAGUGCUUCAAAAGACACACUCUAAACUACCUUCAGGAGAUAGGAAAUGGCUGGUUUGGAAAGGUGAUCCUUGCUGAAGUACUUUGUGACUGCAGCUCCUCUCAGGCCGUGGUGAAGGAGCUGCGUGUCAGUGCCAGCCCCCUGGAGCAGAGGAAGUUCUUGGCUGAGUCUGAGCCAUACAGGAGUCUUAAACAUCCCAACAUCCUUCAGUGUUUGGGGCAGUGCAGUGAGAGUAUCCCCUUCCUUCUGGUUAUGGAGUUCUGCCAAUUGGGUGACCUGAAGAGAUAUCUGAGAGCCCAGCGCAAGUCAGAUGGGAUGACACCUGACCUGCCAACCCGGGACCUCCUGACUCUUCAAAGAAUGGCUUUUGAGAUCACAUCGGGUCUGCUGCAUCUGCAUGAAAACAAUUACAUUCACAGUGAUUUGGCUCUGAGAAACUGCCUGCUGACGUCUGACCUCACUGUAAGGAUAGGGGACUAUGGCCUUUCACACAACCAUUAUAAGGAGGACUAUUAUCUUACUCCAGACAAGCUUUGGAUCCCACUACGCUGGAUUGCUCCAGAGCUGCUUGAGGAGUACAGAGGAUCUCUUAUUGUUACAGAUCAAACAAAGACCAGCAAUGUGUGGUCCUUGGGGGUGGUUAUAUGGGAGCUGUUUGAGUUUGGGUCCCAACCCCACAGACACCUGAGUGAUGAAGAAGUGCUGACCUUCGUCAUUAGAGAGAGACAGAUCACCCUUGCCCAGCCCAGACUUAAACUCUCCCAUGCCGACUACUGGUAUGAGAUCAUGCAGUCCUGCUGGUUACCUCCAUCUCAACGCUCAACUGUAGCAGAAAUAUUCCUCCUACUCUCCUCCCUCUUGGCUGCCGAGCGAGGAAUGGUGAGGGGGAGUGUCGGGGAAGAAGAUGAAGAGGAUGAGGAGUAUGAGAAUGGCAGAGGAAGGAGAGGCGAGAGCGAGGAGUCAUUUGAAAGACGCUGGGACUUACUCCGUCCACCUGCUUUCCAGACUGCAGCAAACGAGCGGCACAGGGAGAGAGACUAUGGCAGGGAGGACAGAGACAACUCAUACCCUCUGCUGGACCCUGUGGGGAACUGUAUCACCCCAUCUUCGUCUGAACUGGACGAUAUUCUAACAGUCACUGAGACCAGCAAAGGCUUGAACUUUGAGUAUUUCUGGGAGAAGGCUCAUGCAAGAAGAGGUUACAAACCUCUUCCUCCCCCUCAGCCAAUCCCCACUGUGAAUAAUAACCACAGACAGUCUUUGGACACUCCCACUGUGGUCCCUGUGAUCAGCGCUCGCAGUCCCUCCCUCGCCAGUGAGUACUACAUCAGACUAGAGGAGCACACUCCCCAAGACAAAUCUCCCACUCUUAAAGGAAAGACCCAGUCAUCUUUUCGCUCUGAUUCAAUGUGUCACGGAGAUGUGGAGUUAGUGGAGAUUCGCAGUGGAAUGCUGGGAAAAGAGCGAGUCCCUUAUUGCUCCUCUGACAAGUGCGGAAAGGGCCUCCAGACUGUCAGAUCAAGUGAGGUUCAACUCCAGGUGCCAAACACAGGUGUGGCUGAGUUCAGAGACACUUCUUGUAGGGUGACUGACUUCUCAGUCGUUGAUUUAGGAGAUGACGAUGAAGAGGAGAAGAAGAAGAGCACUGCAGCAGAUAAAAAGUCAUCCACAAGCUCCCAAGCCCCAGUUCUUCCCCCUAAACCUCGCUCUAUGUCAAUGUCAUCAGCCAAUCACCUUCAUUCCCGUCCCCUCCCUGCCCCUCCGCUCGGAUACAGAGGACUUCCUCACUACACCAUUGGUGGAAAAAUUGAAACAGAUCCUCAUCACAUGAGCAGCUGCCCACCUUCCACAUUUGAUCACCUGGGGCUCCAUAGAGCCCGACAGACUCUUCCCCCAUCCCCGUCACUCUCCCCAUCCCUUCCCCCAUCGAGCCACCCAAUUUACCCACAGCCCCCCCAAAUGUGUCCCCCGCCUCUUCCUCCCCACUCCAAACCACAAAGAAGCUGCCCCAGCUAUAACACAGCAGAGACUUAUUCCCGAUACAGUAAGCCUCAGAUGCAGAAAACUUUUAGAGACCCAUUAUCCUGUGACUUGUCCGACAAAGACGGGGGCAACAGACACUCAUCAUCUUUGCAGAACUCCAAGGAGGCCUCUCAUUCUCGUGUAAAAGACUUUGACUCCCCAAUACGUCGAGAAAACCCGCUGCGCCCUAUUUAUCGUAAUAUACCCCGCCCCCAACCAACUCACCCCCAGAUUGACAGACAGUCCUCAUCAAGUCCCACCUACUCAGAUGAGGACGACUCUCCCUUCAUGUCCCCUGAGAGACAAUGCGGUGGGACUACUGUCACUCACUCCAGCCUAUCUGAAGAUGCAGACCCAGCCUGUGCAGAGCUUUUCUCCAGGGGAAUGAAAAGGACUCAGUCACGCCUUGACACCAUCCUGCCCACUAUUUGGAGGGAAGAUGCUGAACUUCAAGCAGAACGUGUGGCUGCUGCCAAGAAAUCCCCUAUGCAUCUGUUUCUGACAGAGAUAUCUAGUGUGACAGAGUCUGGUGACUCCAAGAAAGAGACGUCAUGGGAGGGAGGGAAGAUAGAGAAAGGAGAUGGAGAGAGAUGGGGAAACUUUCUGCUUCCAAACAGAGGCAUGCGCCGUUCACAGUCAUUGAUCACAGAGUUGGGGUCAGCUACUCAUACAUGGGCAGCAGAGAAACCCAACAACAGGACAGGAACUGAGGAGGGCGAUACAGUCACUAAAGAAUCCUUCCAGGGGGAUCUUUUCCUCACAGAGAUCGACACGGGAGGGAUGGACAUGGACCAAGAGGACAGAUCAGAGCCUGAUUCAGUAAAAUACCUCUAUCCAGCAGGAUCAAGACUGCGGCCCUAUGUCUGUGCCCCGGGCCUGCCCUCAUACACUGAGGCAGAGGAGGCCUAUUCAAAGGGCAUACGGAGAUCCCGCUCUCUUCUCUCUGAGAUAACCAUUGGGAAGCAGGAGACAGAAGCACAGCAACCCGAGAAGGAGCCUCAGAGAACUGAAAUGACCAGAGAGGAGUGCCUGAAGGAGAUCCAGUCAGCAGAGACCUUCUUGACUGAGAUCAUAUCAAGACAAACUGCUGCAGCAAACAAAAACGAAGCAGACCCUUCUUACUCGCCGACACCACUGUCUCCUGAAUAUGAGUCUAUAUGCAUCGACCCGAACUCUGCUCAGACCAUCAGAUUUCAGUCAGAGAGCUCUAUACGAGCCUCCAACAAAGGAAAAGAUGACACUCAAACUGAGGCAAUAUACGCACAAGUGACAAAGCGUGCUAAAAAGAGCGAGAUAAAGGUUUCUAUGAGACCUGGGAUCCCUAUCCUUCACAUAGGUUCUAACAAUCAACCUCUCAAAAAUGACAGCAAUGGCGACCACUGCCAGUCUAGUGAGUUUGUGUUUUCAGAAAUCAUGCCCAAAAAUGGUCUCCUACACAACCAAACACUUGGUUGUCACAAAGGAGAGGAGGAUUGUGCAGAUGGCCCUGCUCUACCAGCCAGAGGAGAGAACAUAGAGCUCUUGGAGCACCCCUCCUCUAAGCCCACAGAAGAUGUGAAAGAAUCAAGCCAUGUGCAAAUGUGCGACAACAGAUUCCUAAAAACAAACAAAACAGAUGCUCAAAAGGUAGCUGUGAUAGGGGAUGGCGAGAUGAUGAAGGAUAAAGUGCACACCAGCAGCCCAAACAGAGAAGAUCAGAUAUGUGGAACAACUGAUACCAUGUCAUAUGAUUAUGACAAAGAAAAGCAUCACAAUGACAAAGGUCCUGUAGUUGACUGUGAACACACCACAGCAGCUAAUGACUUACAGAACGCCAGAAAUCUGGUUUCUCAAAAUAAUGAUAAAAGCCUUACAGAGAUGAAAGGAGAAAACUUACUUCAACAGAACAAUGCAGGUCAAGAAAAGCAUUGUCAUGUUGCGCAAAAGGCAUCUACUCCAACCACUCCAGACUGGGACCCAUCCACUGAUGCCUCACUUAUCACCCCCACUGACUCGGUUCUGUCACCUAUGACCUCCAGCUCAGCCGAUGGCCUCACACCAAGUGACUCAUGGACGAGCACCGGAGGAGUGGGAAACGGUGGUUGGCGAGCUCUGGGAAAUGAAACACCACAUCGAGACUCUGCGUAUUUCUCAGACAGUGACUGGGAGGGCGAUGGGAUAAACCGAAGGAGCAGCGACGGACUUGCAAACUCCAGGCCGAGCAGCGGUCGAGGAGGGGAUAGGGGGACACUAACUGGGAUAGAAGAGGAGGGGGAAACAGCAGACAAGAGUCCCUUAAAAAAUAGUGUACAGAUGCCCAUUAAAGAGCCUGUAGAAAAGAUGACUAUUGAGAUGUUUGACGAAAGUUGUACUUUGAAUCAGAAUGCCCCGGAAAAUGCCAUCUCUCAUCUAGGUAAUAAUAAAGACAUUCUUAACAAAAGGCUGGAGUCAACACAGAGAGACAAUUUGGGCAUUUUUCAAAAUGAAAGCAUAAAUUCCACAAUGAUUGGCGAUGACCUGGAGGUCAAGGACUGCGUCGACUUAAUUGAUAAGUUGUUCUCAGACUUAGAUGAUGAAAAAGGGCUCCCAAACUGUGGUGGGUAUCCAAUGGACAACCACCUCACAGAUAGCAUUAUUUCUCAAAUAGCAGAUUGCACAUACCAGGACUCUAAAGAAAAUGAUGUAAACCUUCAGUCAAAGAGCUGUGCUCAGACUGAUAUUUUGAUCGAGUCUGUUAAUGGCAGCCAGUCGAAAGAUUGUGUGUUAAGACACAAUGAUUACACAAGUGUUUUAAAGACAGAUAUCAAUCUCUCUGCACUGGACUUCCACAAGUUUGGGAAUGACACAGCAGAAUUUGUGACGUCACAAGUUGAUGAAAAAGAGUCAGGAUUAUCCAGACUGCAAGACUUUCAGGCAGGCGAAGAGGCCACGUCAAAGAUCGAGCCAUGUGAUAAAGAGAUCAAGUUGACAUGUCCAUCUUGGGCAGUGGAGGUUGCUGAAGAGAUUGAGAAGCCCAGUUUAGACCACAAUGAGCUGGGUCUAAGAAACCUGCACUGCUCUGAUGGUGGUGAUGCCAAACUGGUCACCACUGAGACGGAUAAACAGCUGGCUGCCGCAGAGCUUAGAAACGCAAUGAAGGAGAAGUCCCCCUUUAGAGGAGCAGCGAGUUGGAGGGAUCCUGCCACCAGUGUGGAUGAAGACCCCUGCAAGGGUCUAGAAGUGAGGACUAAAGAGUUGUGGAGCACCCUGGAGGAGGGUGAGGAUCGAACUAUUGUUAAAGGAGAGUUUGACUGUCAGCGUUUUCCACAAUCAAAAGACCUACGCUUGUGGCCUGAUGAAAAUGACCAGUGGGCUUCCCCAGAGAGGAGAAACCAAGACUCUGAAUUAAGAUCUGAGUUUUUCUCUAGGUUCAGCAACAAAGCAUGGGAGGUAGGAGAGAGGCUUGUUGUUGGUCAGGAGUUCUGGGAAACUGAAGAAAAUGACGAACUGGCGGGAAGUGAGCCUCACCCUGCCAUCUUGGAAGGCUGUGAAGAAACCUGGAACGAUGAAACACAAGGGCUUGCUUAUACUCUCACCAUGAAGGAAAAGUGGGAGUCCAAUAAAGGUGAUGACCAACACAUUGUCCAAGCAGCUGAUGUACAGCAGGAGGAAAAUAUUGAAAACUUUGGAGAAACUUGCAUCUUCAAAGAAGACUUGAAAAGAGUUGUUGAAGUAGAGAAUAAAGAAAUCCCAGAGCAGGAGACCUUGGAGUACAAAGAGAGACUUAUUUUGUCAUUCACAGAGGCAGUCAGUGAAGGGGAAGGUCUGUUAGACUCCACAGAGACAGAGGAGAAUCAAAAUUUUAACAGAUGGCCCCAGAAUCACCUCUGCAACAUGCAAAAAACAGUACAGACAUUAGCUGAGCACACUGACAACACAAGCUCAAAUUCUGAAAGCCUCUGUCAAAAUAAAACUAACAUAUCAAUUUACAUCAAUGAAGCUCCUGAUGUGAACUUUUCGGAUAAGGAAAAUGUUGGAUCAGGCUUGGAUUCAGAGGUUGAAAUAAAACCACGGCUUGCUGAAGAGCCCAUAGAAGACAAAGUAAGCAUGAAUGUAGAGAUGGACUACAGAGAAAUGCCCACCACUUCCAAUCCAACCUCUUGUCCCAGUGACCUUGAUAUGCAGGAGGAGGUAAAUCAGUCAGAACCGCAGUUAGACAAUUUUAGCUCGGUAGAUUUUCCUAGUCCUCCACCGAGCAUCGACCUUGAUGUGCAAGAUGAUAAACUGGAGAGUUUAGACGACUCUUUUCCUAGUCCACCCCCAUCUGUUGUAGAGUCAGAGGAGUUUAUUAGUCAUAUCAAUCUGGAGGAUUUUAUUGCUAGUACCGAGACAGAGCCGUAUAUUUCUCCAACUCACGACACCGAUGUUUUAGAUGCGCCUGCUACAAGCCCGACUGUAGGGAUCUCAGCCAACCUCCCCUCUGUGCAUGUAACUCUAGAUGAUGAUAGGAAGCUUGCAUCUGAAACAGAGAGAAAGGAUGAACAAAAUGAUUUAAACCGGGAAACUUCAUCUCCCAACUCAUCUUCACCUCAAGUUCCCCUCAACAAUAUCCCAGAAUUACUGAUUUCUGAGUGGAAAGAUCUGGAUGAGGAGCCUUUGGAAGAUUUUGAAAAACUGGAGCAGCUUUGCUGUAUAUCUGGGGAUGAAGACUCCUCUCUGGGUGAUCUUUUCCUGGGUAACCUGGAGCUCCUUGAAUCUUUAAAGAAAACACCAGAUCAGAAAGUUAGCAGUCUUGGUGAUAAUGACACAACAGAGGAGAUAGGUGGCUCCCUAACUCCAGAGGGGAGUGAGAUAGAAUUGACAGUGGACAGAGUUUCUGAUAGCUCUGAAAAGCUGGCAGAAUCUGUACCAGAUGUCAUCCUGGACUCUCAAGAGAAACUGUUGUCUCAAGAUGAGGUGAAUGUUGGACAGAGAUCCUCAGGACAACCACCAGACGUCAAAGACCAGGGAUCUCUCUCUAAGCUGACGACAAAGAAUGGUCUAAUGAUGCAGGUGUGUGAGGAGAGGCUACAAUUUUCCCUCAGUGAAAAUGUGAAAACAAAUGUGCUUUGGGGGGCAACUGUUAAGGACACAGUGACACUUCGACCCUGGGGAGAACAGAUCACAGAGACAACCAGUGAGACAUUAGCUGUUGAGGAUCUUAAAGAGGAUGAAAGCAACAAGGUCCAGGGAGAUUCAACCAGCAUUCUGCCUAACAACGAGGCUUAUGAAACUAAAGCUGAACCUUUCACUGUGAUUGAACAACCUGAGGCUACAACCCCUCAGCCGACGGCAAACCAGGCCAUGAAAGCUAAACUAGCUCGACUGUCUCUCGCUCUUCCUCCACUUGCUCUGACUUUACCCCUCACCCCGACCGGUAAAGGGGGAUUUGGCGACGGAGCAAUUGGGAAUCGGAUCGGACGACGGAGAGGUCUGCCCUCGGGAAGCGACCCUGAGGAGGAGGAAGAGGAGGAUGAGCAAGAGGAUGAAAGCUCACGUAGGGUGAUUGUUGUCACAGAAACAGAUGUGGACAAACGUGUCGGACUGAGGAGUUUACUUAAGUCACCGAAGGAGCCAAUGGACAGAGGGAGAGACAGAGGAAGAAACGUGUCUUUUUUUGAUGAUGUCACGAUAUAUCUUUUUGAUCAGGAAACUCCAACCAAUGAGUUAAGCACUUCAGCGCCCACUAGUCCAGCCCCAGUGUCCGUCAAAAGCAGCAAACUGGAUUUACGUGGGUCAAACAAGAGCAAAGAGUCAAAGAGGAAAGAAGAUUUAUCAAUCAAACCAAGGUCGCCUGUGGGGGCUAAUCCAGUGACAUCAUCGCGGUUCACUGUAAGCCCCGCCAAUGACCCCCACUUGGUGUGAUGUUUAAGUCAUCGCGGGAACCUUUAGAGUCAAAUCCUCUUGGACUGGCCAUUGAAUUAACCCCAACAACCAGCCAUUCACCCAGAGGCUAUUUUUUUAUUGAAGAGGCAACUGAAAGAAUGAGACUCCCGAUCUAAAAGCUGGACACAUUCCAGGUUUUACCAGCAAGAGGAUUUUGUACGUUGUGCUCCUGCCUGCCACUAUUUACAGAGUUUAUUCAUAGCCCUCGGCUAAAGAAAUCUUUUGGAAACGGCAGCAUAUAUCAGGAGAAGAGGAGCCCGGAGCUAAGUAAAAUCUGAAACAGAUUUGACAGCUAUGCAGUGGGAGUCUUGCUGUGUACCAGCUUACCUUCUCUUUUUCAGCUUCAUUUCAUUGUAUCGUUCCCCAGAUGAGCGGGGAAAGCACUUUGGUUUGUCAUUCAUCAGUCUAUGUAAACUCUUGGAUUCCGGUCCUCUGUUUAUCAAAGACAUUUUUCAUUGCAGUCAGUUGGUUGUUGUUGUAGACAGCAGUUUGAAACAGACAUCACUUGACUCCUGUAUUUGAUGAUACUCAUUUGCAUUUGUAAAAUAUCAUAAGACAAAUGUGUACAAUAUCAUUUUAGAGAUGUUUACUUUUAGAUGUAUUCUUAGACUGCACGAAAAAUGAAACAAGCUAUGCUUCUUUAUGUUGAUUAUUCUAAAGAAGACUCUUAUGUUAUUACAGUUGUUUUAUAAUUAUAAUAUUGUUUUAUUUAUUUAUGUAAAGCCAGUUUACAUGCAAUAUAUUUAUUUAUUAUUUAUUCAUUUAUUUAUCUAUUAUUUAAUGUAUUUAUUUGCUUUUCUCUGGUUGACAUAGGCCUAUAUAAACUUAACUAUAAUUUGUUUGGGACAGAAUGCAUCAAGGUUAUACCUUCUCUAAGAUCUUCAUAAUAAAUAAAUCAAAAUAUUUUCCCAAACGUCUUAAUUGCUAAAAAAGAAGUAUUUUGUAUAAUUUUACUAGUUAAUAUAUGCCAAUCUGUAUGACUCAAAUGUCCUGUAAUGUGUCAUUUUUUCCAAUGUCUAAGGAUUUUUAGCUGUCUUGUCAUUUUUUCCCUUGUUUAAUGACAGUUAAUGUAGCUUAGCAUGAAAAAUCAACGCCUCUCAUCAGUAAAUAACUCCAUUUGUUUGUGUAUCUGUUAAUUUACUCCAUUUUGUAAUAACAGCCCAUCCUGCAGUUCAGGUCCAACUAGUCAAUUUGUUUAGUCUGUUUAAAUGUUGGUUUAAAACCUGUAUUGUUUAACAUGGUUUUCAAGGGAUAAUGUAUAAAC
Cheilinus undulatus (humphead wrasse) is the source of this 9796-nucleotide messenger RNA. It is a transcript of the gene lmtk3, whose product is annotated as lemur tyrosine kinase 3. Lineage: Eukaryota; Metazoa; Chordata; Actinopteri; Labriformes; Labridae. The record is from RefSeq and is a predicted model, not a curated record. Gene Ontology annotation, biological process: protein phosphorylation. Gene Ontology annotation, molecular function: protein kinase activity; ATP binding. The transcript is spliced from 17 exons. The coding region runs from base 1 to 8511 and encodes 2836 amino acids.